Molecule: messenger RNA, 1317 nt
Organism: Diversispora eburnea
Lineage: Eukaryota; Fungi; Glomeromycota; Glomeromycetes; Diversisporales; Diversisporaceae
Source: the annotation of a GenBank genome assembly
AUGUCGAAACGUUCACCAGAAGACAUUGGGAACUCUCAAGUUGAAUCAGUUAUUACAAAGUCCCCUUUUAAUAAACUCGGUCAAAAGUAUGGGUCUUCAAAAAAUGAAGAGGAUAUAGGAGAAUUCGAAGAUCCUUGGGAGGAUGAAUUCGAAACAGAAUCGGAGGAAGAAAUAAUAGAGAAUUCUGAAUUAGAUAGUGAUGAAGAUGUAGAAGAAGAAGAUAAAGAACAAGUUGAACAAGUUGAACAAGUUUAUUUGCCUGGUCAAGAAUUGGGUAAAGAUGAAAUUCUAGAAGCUGAUCAAUCAACAUAUGUGAUGUUACAUUCAUUAAAUGUUAAAUGGCCAUGUUUAAGUUUUGAUAUCUUAUGGGAUAAUUUGGGAGAUGAAAGAAAAAUGUUUCCAGUUACAGCAUAUAUUGUGGCUGGUACACAAGCAGAUAAACCAAAAAACAAUGAAUUGAUGGUAAUGAAAAUGUCUCAACUUUACAAGACGCAAAAUGAUGACAAUGAAAGUAAAAGUUUUAAACAUUAUGGGGGAGUUAAUCGAGUCAGAGUUACAGCAUCUUGGGCUGAUACUGGAAAAGUUCAUAUAUGGGAUUUAGAUCCAUUAAUAAAAGCAUUAGACACUUCUGGUUUCCAAAUUUCACAAAAAGCAUUGAAACCACUUUAUACCAUUGAAAGUCAUAGUAUUGAAGGGUUUGCAAUGGAUUGGUCGGGAACAGUUCCUGGAAGACUUUUAACUGGUGACUUGCGCACGAAUAUUUAUCUCACAACAAAAUCUCAAUCCACGUUUAAGGCUGAUCGUAAUCCUUUCGUAGGUCACACAUCUUCUGUAGAAGAUUUACAAUGGUCACCGGUUGAAAUGAAUGUAUUUGCGAGUGCAUCAGCCGAUCAAACUAUACGUAUAUGGGAUAUCCGAGGUAAAAAGAAACAUGCUUUGUGUAUUAAAGCUCAUGAAACUGAUGUAAAUGUUAUUACUUGGAAUAGUAACCAAGAGACACCUAGCCCUGUAGCAAAUUUUAAAUGGCAUUCGGCGCCAAUCACUUCUAUCGAAUGGCAUCCUACCGAAGAAUCUGUUUUGGGUGUUUCAGGUUCGGAUGAUCAAAUAUCAAUAUGGGAUCUUUCGGUUGAACAUGAUACUGAAGAAAGUUCUCAUAAAAUCUUUGGGAAAGAUGGUACAGAAGUACCUUCACAACUUAUGUUUGUUCAUCAGGGUCAAAAUGAUAUAAAGGAAAUUCAUUGGCAUCCACAAAUACCUGGAUGUAUGAUUAGUACAUCUGAAACUGGAUUUAAUAUAUUUAAAACUGUUUCGAUAUAA